UUAACGUGAAAGAUGGAGGUGGAAACAGGAAGGCCGUAUUUCUUCGGUGAUAUCGGCUUCUGGUCAGAGAGGACAGAGGUCCACAAGGCUGCGUAUCGAGGCCACGUGUCCCAUCUGCAGAGUCUGAUCCAGAGUGGAGCUUCAGUGAAUAUAGUAGCUGUCGACUCCAUCACUCCUCUGCAUGAGGCGGCUAUCCGAGGACAGACGCAGUGUGUGAGGCUGCUGCUGGACGCCGGAGCGCAGGUGGAUGCGAGGAACGUGGAUGGCAGCACUCCUCUGUGUGAGGCCUGUUCUGCUGGGAGCUCUGAAUGUGUGCGGCUUCUCCUCGAGUACGGGGCAAAGGUUAACCCCGCCCUUACCUCUCGCACCACCUCCCCACUACACGAGGCCUGCAUAGGAGGAAAUGCCGAGUGUGUAAAGCUCGUGAUAGCGAAAGGAGCCAGUCUGGAAGCCUAUGAUCUGUACAGCGGCACUCCACUUCAUGUAGCCUGCGCUAACCAGCACCUGGAGUGUGUCAAGGUGCUACUCAAUGCAGGAGCGAAAGUAAACUCGGUCCGACUGCAUGAGACAGCACUACACCACGCAGCAAAGGCCAACAACGUAGAAAUGAUCGAGCUUCUAGUGGAGUUCGGGGCAAACAUCUACGCCAAAGAUAAACACGAGAGGAAACCCGUUGACUACACCAGGCCUGACACACCAGCUGCUCUCUGUCUGCAGCUUUACGAGAGUUGUCCUCUGUCUCUGCAGCAGCUGAGCCGUAUCACACUGAGGCAUGUCCUGGGCACCAGAGCGCUGCAGGUCAUCACCAACCUGAACCUUCCCAAUUUCAUCAUUCGCUACCUCUCAUACCUGUGAGAUCUCCACACACACACACACACACACACACACACACACUCAGGGUAGGUGUGACUCAGAGCUUCAGUACACCUUCAACAAGGUUAUAUUUCUUACCUUUUCAUCUUAUUUCUUAUCUUUCCUUAUAUUUGUUGUCUGAAUAUUAUUCGUAAGGACGUUCAUGAUGCGCUUGAAUACGCUUAUAGCACAUCUUGGUCUUUGAAUAUACAGUACAAACCAACUGCACAAUUAAAACAUUAACUGUUGUAAUUAUCAGAGCAAAGCACUUAAGACAUCCUCAAAGCUGUUUAGUGGUAAAAGCCAGAGGACAGAAGUAUAUGAUUGUACCAGCUGUCUGCACUCAGGAACUUCUCUGAAUGCAAUACGUGAGACUCAGAAGUGGCAGUACAUUAGUUACCUUGACUACAGCUGUGUAGCGUGAACAACACUCAACCAGCCUGAAGCAGAUUCUGGCAGCUUCAUCCGAAACACUCCACAGACCUGACGGCAUGCUGUGUUUUAGCACGGCACGCGUGUGAAUGUAAAUGCACAAGGACCGAUGAUGUGCUCAGACUGAGAGAUUGCAGGCCCACUCAGAUCUGCAUCCCUAUUUUGGAAAUAUCCACAUUCUUUCCAUAUCACAAUUUAGAUUCUGUGCGUUUGUGGUGUAUUAUUGUCCUUGUAUGUUACUUUACAGCAAUUUUGCAGCAUCUGUUGGAUGAAAAUAUUAUCACGAUAUUUAGGUUUGUUAACAACGUGCCUGCAAAAUAGCAAUGAACCUAUUUUAAAUCCUGAGAAAAUUGAUUCUGACUUCCAAUCAGGAACUUUUUAGGUUUCGCUACCAAUAUAGAGGGAUUUAAUAAAAAAAAAAAAAACGUAGUGUUUUUCAGACUGUUUAAUAUUUUAUAAGUGAGAUACUGUGUAGCAUAUCUAGACCUGUAUUAUUUUAGCAUCUAGCUUUUGAACACUGCAGUAAGAGGACAAACAACCACACGUUUCUACAGGAACAACAUAAAUAGAUUUUAAACCCAAGCAUGAUUGUUGACAUGGUGAUGUUUUCUGUAAGGAGAUGUUUAUUUCACAUUUUUGGAAGGAGUCUCCAGUGUUAGCACUAUAUAACAGUCAGAGGUAAAGCUAUAACUUUAAAGGCUGAAUUAUAUUCGCUUUUAUCUACACGUACGCAAGAUGGCUGCUGCAUGUAUAAUGCGGUUGUUUGGAGCAUUACUUGUGCAUGUCCUCAGACAGCCACGGGAAGGUGUUUUAUGACAUUUUUAAGCAGCAUAUAUGUUGCGUUCGUUGACUCGAGUCUUGUGGACGCUCCACAACAUUAAACAGUUAAAAAAAAGUGAGCUGUGUUGUUCAUUAGUAAUAUAAAAAUUGUAAACAUUGGUAAAUCAAAGUGGUAUAAGGGGAAUACUAUCUCUGACAUACAAACUCAAACUACUCAAAAUACUCAGUUUUACAGUUUGUUUAUAUUUUUAUUUGCUUAUCAUUCUUAUUAUUAUGUUAGCAGUUGCAGUGAAAGGAAUUCUGAAAUUUGUGGGAGCUGCAGCACACUCAGCGCCCCUACUUCCCUCAUCCUUGUCCUCAGAAAUAUAAGCGUAUAUCAGCGUGAAUAGCAGCGGCGGUACAGCACAUGUGACACUGUGUCCGCGACUCACUAAACAAACUAGCAUUGUGUCACAAAUCACAUGCUUGUGUACUAUUCUGCACAGUUAUUGAGUACUGGGUUUCCUAUUACAUUUAGUGUUUGAAACAUAAAAACGUCUCAUGCAGCCUUCAAACCUACCGAAAGGUCUGUUUUGCGUACCAAUCUUCUGGAUUUUCUAGAUUAUUAAAAACUAUUGAAUGUAAGGUCAGAGAUUUCAAUGACACAGAUCAUGAAAACAAUCAUGACAACGGUGGAAAGUUUAAAAAAUAGCCAGAGCUCAUCAGGCUGUUUAACAUCUCUGUGCAUGAAAUUAUUUUGCUGUUCUACUUGGAAUUAAGAUGGACAGGGAUGUUCCAUGUUUAACACAUGCCAUCUAGUGGUCAUAGCUUUUAAUCUUCUAGAUGUACAUAAGCUAUAGAGGCGAGUAUGUCAGUUUUGCUGCUCACGUUGCUGCUGCUUCUUCAUGCACGUGCAAAGUCACGUGUAUAAACCAUCAUUAAGUUUUCCGUCAUUGGGGGAGUCUUCACUAUGGAGGACUUUGUGCUUUUUCAUUUCUCUGUAACAUAUCAAGCUGUGUUUUUUGUCUUAUUAACUUCAAGAGAAAGAAAAAAGAGGCUGGUGAGGGAAGGAUUGUUUAUAGCUGCUAUAAUAGAAGUGAUGAAAAGGAGCUAACUUAUUGUAACUAAUUAUUAAUGGGUAAGAAAGUAGGUUGUAGUUUAAUUACUAAAAUUAUUUAGAAGUUACCUGUGGUAUAAGAGGAGUAAGUCACUUCAAGAUAUGCUGUUAUAGAAAAAUAAUCCACUUCAGAGUGGUAACAUUAUUACCAUUAACGUUAACUCCAACACCCCAAAGUUGAUUAUUCUUACACAGUGCUUGCACUUUUUAGCUUUCAGUUGUAGAAAUAAAAUGAUCAGUGUGCCAAUGCUAAUAUCAUCAGAACAAAAUCCUAUAUCUAACUAGAGCUCAGUUUAUUGCCUAUCCCUAACCACCAGUGCAUUGCCAUAUAGAGGCUUUCAUCAUAGCACAUUUCACACAUGCAGUAUUUUCAGGCACUACGUAUUUAAGCACUUGGCUUAUUUCACACAAUUUAUGUUCCAAAAUACUCUCCCACUCAUGGACCUACUGCUCACAUUCUCUAUUUAUUGUAUUUUCUGGAAUGUCAGUGCAGUGUUUACAAUAUUAGCUCAUAAUUGAACCUGAAGCACUAAUCUAGUGCUCUAAAACUGUGCUCUAAUCUAGUGCCAGUUGUAAUUGGUGCCUGUGACCCAAGGGACAGGCAUUGAAAAGUAGAUUUGAAAAUUUUCAGACUUGUGAUAUUGUGCCAUAAUGAACCAUCAUGGGUCGUUACUGACCAAGAUUAAAGGAGCGGUCACACCGGAUUUACUCCUCACUAUUUUAUCCGCCUGGGUGGGACAAAAACAAGGCAAUUACAGCAACCUCAUAUUUCUUCAAUGUCAACAGCAAUGCUUCUGGACAUAUAAAAAAAGCAUUCUAAUUUUUUUAAUGACAGUUUCUUUGCAUUAAUAUUUAAAAUCUUUUGAUAGUUUCAAUUUCUGUUCAGCGUUUUGAGAAAAAAAUAGUAUUAAAGGUUAUUAAAGUUUAUUAAAAGUAUUAGUCUUGUAAGAAGGAUAGGUAGAGGAUAAAUAAGUUGUUUCUUCAAUUUUUUUGAGCAUGAAAUUUUAAUCCUUAUGUGUAAAAUGUGUUGUAUAAAAUUGAUGAUUGUACUGAUUUAAGAAUCAGCCUGGUCUGCUUAAUGCAUCAUCUAUCUACUAAUGAAUGAUCAUUUUUAUCCACUUAGGCCUCUGCAUUUCCCUCGUCUCGGUACUUUAAUUGAUUUUAUGGUAUUAAUAAUUGAUUAAUUGAAUCAGGCUGUUCUUCCAGGCUCAUGAAGUUCUUUCUAUCCUUCUAAUGCAUGCACAUCCACAAAUCUCUUCUGCCCUUUUCUCAUAAACAACUUGAAAAGAGUUUAUAAAUAACUGACCGCACAGAAAUAGCUCCAAAAUUGUCCUUGUGUAGUUUUGAGUGGAGAAAAUGAGCUUUUUCCUUUUCUGGUCUGAUCUGCAGGCCCAGAAGGGAACAUGGCACAUUGGCACUUUUCUAAACAGACAUGAAAAAGGGUGCUCGAUAUAGAUUACUCUAUAAUAUGACGAGCUGCAUUUUUUUUGUCUUAUUAACUUUAAGAUAAAAAAAAGAGAGAGAGGCUGGUGAGGAAACGACUGUUUAUAGCUGUUGUAAGUGAUGACAGGAACUUGCUUCGUGGAUGUUCCACAUCGUGUAACUAUAAACAGAUCAAAAUCGUUGACUAAAAAAAGUUGCUGUGGUAUAAAAAGACUAGAAAACAGUCUAUAAAUAACUGGCACAUCGGAAAUAGGUCCAUUUCUCCUCAUUUAGCUUUGAGUGGACAAAAUGAGUUUUUUCCCUUUUCACCUCUGAUCUGUAGGGUCAAGAGGGACGAACAGGGCUUAAUAAAUUCCUAUUGAGUUGAUCCAGGUGUAAUAGAGUGUAGACAGAGAGAAAAUAUGGGGAAAUAAAUGUCCUGUACAUUGACUCAAAUCCAGAAUUAUUGGCACUCUUCAUGAAAAUGAUGAAAACACAUACAGUAGGUGAUAUUUAGAGGUUAAAAAUAUGGGGAUGUUUUCUUAACUAGUGCAUUAUUUUCUGAACAGCACUGAUUUCAUCAUUACUGGCAGCACCACAAUUAAAAUUUGAUGAAGCCAGGUGGAGAGAAUAAACAGCUGUUCUGUGAACUGUUUUUUGGGGGGUUCGGGGCCUCUCCAUCAUGCAGUGUUCUCAUGCAUCCUCUUCCUGGCAAAUGUUCAAAUUUUCAACAGUUCCAGACUUUCAGCAUAUAUGUAGGUUUUUUUGUGCAGGAUGACUGAGAUGUGAGCAACAUAAUGAUCAAAAGCAACAGUAGAUUUUCUAGACACCAAGAGCAUUUUGUUGCAUAACAGUUUGCAUGUAUUUAUUUUAAAUAUUCCUUAGGUGUGGCAAUUAUUUUGCCAUGUUUGUAAGAAACAAUACUAUUAAUUAAAAGCUAUUUGGAGUGAUGGUUUGAUGUUAGAGAAAAGCUAAGUGUAGGAGCAUUUGCACAAGAAAUGUAUUGUUCAUGAAAAGCCAGUUCGGAAAAACGUUUGUAUCCUACGAGAGCACCUGAGUUUGUGUAAAUUCUAAAGAGACUCACUAAUGUAAUCCUCAAUUGGCUUCAAAACAUAAUAUUGGUGAUGAGUUAAUAUAUUAAUGACAAAUUAAUAUAUGGAUUAUACUGUCAGGUUUAAAUUUGUGUUUCAGUUACACGCAUGGAUUUACUGCAAUCUGAAUCAUAUCCAUAAAUUAGGAAAAAAGUAACAGCACCCUAUAACAAGAGAUACAGUUGGUGUGUGUCACACUGCAGUGGCUGAGCUGCAUUACUGGAAAAUUUAAUACAUGGUGCACUUAGGUGCUCUUUCACUGUUUACUCCUCAUUUGUUGUUUUAAGCUUUCUGUGUAAAUCAGCAAUGUAGUGAACAUGCAUGUAAUUUACAGAUAAAUUGGCGUUUAUCAAUAUAUGCACACAUGAGUACAAAGAAAAUCAGAUUAACUCUGGUGGGAAUUUUUAUUUCAGUUUGGCCUACGAACAUUUUUGUGCAGAAAGUUACAAAAAUCAUUCUCAUGAUGUGUGGCAAUUAUUCUGAAAUUGACUCACCAAGAUCAUGUAAGGGGAAAAAAAAAAAACAA
Messenger RNA from Pangasianodon hypophthalmus (striped catfish), 6199 nucleotides. RefSeq names its product ankyrin repeat and SOCS box containing 13a, tandem duplicate 2 (gene asb13a.2). The record is from RefSeq and is a predicted model, not a curated record. Gene Ontology annotation, biological process: positive regulation of protein catabolic process; intracellular signal transduction; protein ubiquitination. Gene Ontology annotation, molecular function: protein binding. The transcript is spliced from 6 exons. NCBI's taxonomy places the organism in Eukaryota, Metazoa, Chordata, Actinopteri, Siluriformes, Pangasiidae. Bases 13 to 855 code for a protein of 280 amino acids.